AUGGACUAUUCUCUAGACAAGUUAGCAGAAAUUUAUGUUAGAGAAAUAGUUAGACUACAUGGAGUUCCAUCAUCCAUUAUAUCUGAUCGUGAUCUAAGGUUUACAUCGAAGUUCUGGGGUAAAUUGCAGGAAGCAUUAGGAACAAAACUGCAUUUCAGCACUGCAUUUCAUCCUCAGACAGAAUGCCAGUCAGAGAGAGAUAAAGUAGGUGAGAGACAAUUAUUAAGUCCUGAAAUUGUUCAACAAAUGGAAGAAAAGAUUAAAAUAGUUAAAGAAAUAUUGAAAGCAGCUGAAGAUAGACAAAAGUCAUAUGUGGGUCUAAAGAGAAGAGAUAUAGAGUAUAAUGUGGGUGAUAAAGUAUUUCUUAAGGUUUGCCCUUGGAAGCAUGUUAUGAGAUUUGGUGGAAAAGGAAAAUUGAGUCCUUGCUUCAUAGGACCUUAUGAAAUACUUGAGAUUUUCCUCUUACUUGAGAGGAUUGGUCCAUUGGCAUAUAAGUUAGCCUUACCACCAGACCUCGAUAAGAUUCAUAAUGUUUUCCAUGUUUUUAUGCUUCGGCGAUAUAGAUCGGACCCUUCACAUAUAUUGCCUUUAGAAUCAAUUGAUGUUAAUCGAGACGUCACAUAUGAUGAAGAACCAGUGGCUAUCCUAGCUAAGGAAAUUAAGCAACUUCGGAAUAAACAGAUUCCCCUAGUUAAGGUGUUACGAAGCCACUCCAGAGGAAGAGGGCUUACUUGGGAACUGAAGAAGAUAUGA
Molecule: messenger RNA, 753 nt
Organism: Jatropha curcas
Lineage: Eukaryota; Viridiplantae; Streptophyta; Magnoliopsida; Malpighiales; Euphorbiaceae
Source: RefSeq, a predicted model, not a curated record